Vitrella brassicaformis is the source of this 1672-nucleotide messenger RNA. Lineage: Eukaryota; Vitrellaceae. The record is from the annotation of a GenBank genome assembly.
UCACGCCCCGCCACGUGCGUCAGAUGCGGGCGAGCUGUUCUCUCCUCUGGAUCUGCGUCAUCAGCUGCGCAUCUUUCCAUCCCACUUGUGCCUCAGCCCCUUUCGACUUCCUGGGAACCUGCCUCUUCCCUUACGGGUACAUCUUCAACGACACCAAGGUGGGCGGCCUGUCGGGCCUGGCAUACCGGCCCGACACGGACCGUUUCUACGCCAUCCCCGACGAGCGCCAUGACCCUCAUUUCCACCGCAUCGCCAUUGACGUACACAACGGCAAACUGGAGGAUGGACGAGUCACGUUCGACCAGGUGGUGCGGCUCGGCGAGAGCGCCAUCGGUGCAUCUGGGCAGCAUUUCGAUCCUGAGGGUAUUGGCUGGCUUGGCGACCGGCUGGCGGUGUCGACUGAGCCGCACUAUGUGAGGGAUCUGUCGUCGCCUCUGCAGUGGGUGCAGGGGCGGAUUAUCGAGGUGGACGAGGGCGGAGAGUGGCUGGACGACCUCACGUUGCCGCACUUGCUCACCAGCACAGGGGAGGGUGGCCCUGGCAACAAUCUGGGCUUCGAAGGCCUGUCGGUACCCCGGCCCUUAUCAUCCACCAACACGACCAACACGACCUCCGGACACCCGCAGCAAGACAGCCCUUACCGCUCUAUCUGGGCGUGUCCCGAGUCAGCUCUGGUCCAGGACGCAGUGGCGCAAGGCAGCGAGGCCUCCCUGCCCCAAAGCGCCCUGGCGGCCCUCUCGCACACGGCCAGCGGUGCCGACUAUAAGGAUGGGGACGUCCGCACUGCAGUCCGGCUGAUGGAGUUCCGACAGCGGGACGACGGCGCAGGAGGAGAGUGGCAACUGAAUGGCAUGUGGCGGUACGACGUGUCGGCGGCGUCUGAGCUGAAGAUGCCAUCCGACGACAGGGUGAUGCUGCAGGGCGUGACCGAGGUUGAGGUGCUCAUGCCACCGGAGGGAGAAGGGGAGGGGGACGGGAGGCGGCCGAUUGUCAUGGUGCUUGAGCGGGCCUACACGCGACGGUGGAAGGCGGACGAGGACGGCGAGGAGCAGGGGAGGUACGGCAUCCACCUGUACGCCGUCAUGCCGCCGCUGCAGAGGGAGGGCAGGAGCAUUGCCGACUGCUGGAGCCUGCUGCAGGACUGCUAUGACGUCCCCGCACUGACCAAAGUGCACCUGAUUGACUUCCAGACAGACCUCGCCGACAAACAUGGUGUUGAGGUGAGUGAACCACAAACCCACAGAGAGAGAGCGUCGGGGGCUGGCUGGCCACGGCAUCCAUCGUACCUACCUUGUGUGUGGUCAGCUGGACAACUAUGAAGGGAUGGCGCUGGGGCCCGUUCUGCCCGACGGUCGGCGGACUCUGGUGCUGGUCAACGACGACAACUUCAACCCCAAGCAGAUCGGCACGCAAUUCAUCGCACUCGCGUUCAGCCUGGAGGACAUGUACGAGUACGUCGAGAGUGAGAUCAAAAACAAGGCCAUCUAAUCUAGCCGGGCAGGCAGCGAAGAGAAGGAAGGUGCCCACUGACUGACAGCGAAUGAAUGUGAUGCGAUGUGAUGUGAUGUGAAGUGGCAAAUAAUGUGCAUAUAGCUAACAGGAUGGAUGCGAUAUAUGCGUGAUGAAUGAGAUUUUGGUAGGGGAGGGAGGUGUUUUGUCUGUGUUGUGUCUG